AUGUGGUUCCGUUGCGUCUCUGCUUUUGCUGCUGCAAUCAACACCAACAACUCUGUUGGCGGAGCUUCGGGUUGGGAUCUCUCCUCCAACCUGCAAGCAUGGGCUACUCACGCCACUUUCCAUGUUGGCGACUGUCUUGAUCAGGAUUCUGUUCGGUAUAUCAUAUUUUUUAAUGGUAUUCCAGACUAUAGCCAGACUAAGGUAAGAGAAAUGCCUAUUGAUAAAUCUUGGAUGCAAUCUGGAAGGUCGUCAGAAGAUUAUUUUGCAGGAGUUGAAAGUUUUCUCAAUUAUGCAUACAACCAUGUUAAGCCGGAUGAUUCUAAGAUCUUUUGUCCUUGCUCUAAAUGCAGUAAUAGAUAUAGACAUCUGAGGUAUGAGGUACACAAGCAUCUUCUUUAUAACGGAAUUAAACUAACUUAUACUACAUGGUAUUUGCACGGUGAGGGUGAGGAUGAUGAUAGUGAUGAAAGUGAUGAAAGUGACAGUGACAAUGAUGGAAAUGAUGUGGCCAGUACGGAGCAAGACGAUGAUAUGCAUGGUUUAAUAGAAGAAGGUUGUCCACAAGAUCCAAAUGGAGAUGCGCACAAGUUUUACAAAUUGUUAGAAGAGGCAGAACAACCAUUGUACGCAGGUUGUGAGUCGUAUUCUAAUUUGUCUUUUGUUGUGAACCUGAUGCAUAUAAAGGGUAUCGGUACUAUGAGCAAUAAAGCAUUUGGUAUGUUGCUAACAUUGUUGAAAAAUGCAUUUCCUUUUUGUGAGAAGUUACCUACAACCACCAACGGUGCAAAGAAAGUUAUUUCAGAUUUAGGUCUUCAUUAUGAUAAAAUAGAUGCAUGCAAUAAUGAUUGCAUCAUUUAUUAUAAGGAGCAUGCAAAUGCAACGCAGUGUCCUACAUGUAAGCUUUCGAGAUGGAAGGGACAAGGAAAGGGUAGCAAAAAGAAAGGUAAAAGGGUUCCAUGGAAGGUGCUUAGAUAUUUUCCACUCACACCAAGACUUCAAAGAUUAUUCAUGUCAUCCAAGACAGUUGUAGAUAUGAGGUGGCAUUUUAAGGAUCGUGUAAAAGAUGGAGUGUUGAGGCAUCCGGCAGAUUCUGAGGCUUGGAAAUCGUUUAAUCAAAUUCAUGAGUCAUUUGGUAUGGAACCUCGAAAUGUAAGACUUGGUUUGGCAAAAGAUGGAUUUAACCCUUUUGGGAACAUGAAUUUGCACUAUAGUAUUUGGCCGGUUCUCAUAUAUCCAUAUAAUCUUCCUCCGUGGAUGUGCAUGAAGGAGCCUUAUGUUUUCAUGACUUUACUUAUUCCUGGGCCCAAGGGUCCAUGCCAUGACAUCGAUGUAUACAUGAGACCAUUGAUAGAUGAAUUGCGAACAUUGUGGGAAAUUGGUGUUGAAACUUAUGAUAUAUAUGAGCCACCUCAGAAGGUCAUAAGGAUUAACACAAUCCUAGCCGACUCUAAGGAGUCUGGGUUGACCAGCAAGGAAAAGAAGAGAAAGAUCAAACAGGCCACUGUGAUUUCCCAAGUCUCGACCGACCUUUUACCAACAAAAGAAGAUCCUGUAAUCGGCUUCCAAAAGAAAGAUCUAAUCGGCCUCGACAUGCCACAUAACGACGCCCUUGUCAUCAGCAUUCAAAUCGCCCAGGCCAUGGUCGACUGA
This is a messenger RNA of Prunus dulcis (almond), 1650 nucleotides long. RefSeq lists its product as uncharacterized. Lineage: Eukaryota; Viridiplantae; Streptophyta; Magnoliopsida; Rosales; Rosaceae. The transcript has 5 exons. Bases 1 to 1650 code for a protein of 549 amino acids. The record is from RefSeq and is a predicted model, not a curated record.